CAACCGUUUCACAAUCGGAGGCAGAGUUUACAGCGCCGUGCGAGUCGCAAAACAGCGACAAAAAAUAUGAAAAAUUUCGCCACCAGUCAGUCAGGUUUCAGCCAACGGCGCGUGUAGAUCUCUGCUGUCGCUUUUCCCCUCCUAUCAAAACGUGCCCAAAUCGGCAGUCGUGUGUAGGCUUAGUACGGAUUUAUAACAUCACACAAAGGGAAGACAGAUGACGAUGACCGGUUUGUUUAAGCUGACUUCACCGCUGGUGCUGCUGCUGUUGCUUGCCACCAUCAUCCCUGGAGGCGUUCUCGGACAAAAUGAAAACGAUACGGAACUCGAGAGUAAUCAGAAUGUGACUUAUGGCUGUUGGAAUUGCAUCUCCAAGUACAAAACUUGGGUCGACUGUCAGAACAGCAACGAGAAGGAAUACUGCGAGACGGGUGAUAUGAACCCGGAUGAGGUGGCCUGCAUGAAGAGUUCGGUGAACAUCCGGAUUACGGAUGGGGAUUCGUACUUCUAUCGAAUCGCUGGCUGCGCCAUGAACGAGAGUGCUCUGCAGCAGGCCUAUCUGGAGCAGUUUGAGGUCACUUUCAACCAGACGGGUGACACCAACGUGACACUGGUGGAAUUCAGUACCUGCCGGGGUUCACUGUGCAACGUAAUGGAUGAAGAAGCGCUGCUGCGGGGACCGGUUCGAGUGGUGAAGCUGAACGUGAUUGACGUGAGCAGUGGGGCUCCGCUGGGUAGGCAGUUUGCGGUACCGUGGCUGACGCUGCUGGUAGGCGUGUUCGGAUUUUGGCUAGUUAUGUAACGUGGUUCGCGGAGCAUUGAAUCCAUUUAAAAAGUGUAAAUAACUUGCCAUAACAAUAGUUUUUUUUUCUUAAGUUCAUCUGAGUUUACGUUCGUCUAAAGCAGACGAUCAAACACCGGAAGAGAUUAAAGCUUCGAAACCUUCAAAACUCGA
Messenger RNA from Wyeomyia smithii (pitcher-plant mosquito), 955 nucleotides. RefSeq lists its product as uncharacterized. The record is from RefSeq and is a predicted model, not a curated record. Bases 218 to 802 code for a protein of 194 amino acids. The transcript is spliced from 2 exons. Lineage: Eukaryota; Metazoa; Arthropoda; Insecta; Diptera; Culicidae.